Messenger RNA from Phyllostomus hastatus (greater spear-nosed bat), 1707 nucleotides. RefSeq names its product NUF2 component of NDC80 kinetochore complex (gene NUF2). NCBI's taxonomy places the organism in Eukaryota, Metazoa, Chordata, Mammalia, Chiroptera, Phyllostomidae. The record is from RefSeq and is a predicted model, not a curated record. Gene Ontology annotation, cellular component: Ndc80 complex; kinetochore. Gene Ontology annotation, molecular function: protein-containing complex binding. The coding region runs from base 118 to 1512 and encodes 464 amino acids. Gene Ontology annotation, biological process: meiotic chromosome segregation; mitotic spindle organization; attachment of mitotic spindle microtubules to kinetochore. The transcript has 14 exons.
GGGGAGGGGGGCUGCCGCCCUGGAGCCCCCGCCUUCCUGCCGCCUGCAGUUUGGGGGCGAAGCGCGACCCCUGCGAAGCGCAACGAGGCGCCGCGAGGCCCGCGGCAGACCUCCGGGAUGGAAACCUUGUCCUUCCCCAGAUACAAUGUGGCUGAGAUUGUGACCCACGUGCGAAACAAGAUCCUAACGGGGCCCGACGGCAAAAACCUCUCCAAGACUGACCUUUACCCCAACCCGAAGCCCGAGGUCCUGCACAUGAUCUACCUGCGCGCCCUGCAGAUGGUGUACGGCACGCGCCUGGAGCACUUCUACAUGAUGCCAGUGAACUCGGACGUCAUGUACCCGCACCUGAUGGAGGGCUUCCUGCCCGUCAGCAACCUGUUCAUCUACCUGAACUCGUUCCUGCCCAUCUGCCGCGUGAACGACUUCGAGACGGCAGACAUCCUGUACCCGAAGGCCAAGCGGACCUGCCGGUUCCUGAGCGGCAUCAUCAACUUCAUCCACUUCCGGGAGGCGUGCCGGGAGACGUACCUGGAGUUCCUCUGGCAAUACAAAUCCUCGGUGGACAAGAUGCAGCAGUUGAACACGGCCCACCAGGAGGCGCUGGCGAGACUGGAGAAGCUCGACUCCGUUCCAGCCGAGGAGCAGGCGGAGUUCCAGCAGCUGUCCGAGGAGAUCCAGGAGCUGCAGCAGCUGCUGAACCAGGACUUCCGGCAGAAGACGACGCUGCUGCAGGAGCGCAACGCCCAGAAGAAGGCCGACCUGUCGGAGAAAGCCAAGCACCUGAACGAGCUGAAACUGUCCGUGGUGUCCCUGAAGGAAGUGCAAGAGGGUCUGAAGACCAAAGUGGUGGAUUCUCCAGAGAAGCUGAAGAAUUACAAGGAGAAAAUGAAAGACACAGUGCAGAAGCUCAAAAAUUCCAGGCUUGAGGUCAUGGAGAAGUACGAGCUCUACCGCGACUCGGUGGACGGGCUGCCGUCCUGCCAGCUGGAGGUGCAGCUGUACCAGAAGAAGAUCCAGGACCUGGCCGAGAACCGGGACCGGCUGGCCGGCGUCCUGAAGGAGAGCCUGCACCUGGAGGACCAGAUCGAGAGCGGCGAGUCGGACCUGAAGAAGCUGAAGGCGGAGGAGAACGCCCUGCGCAGGCUGGUGAACGCCAAGAAGGAGCGGCUGGCCACGCUGCAGUUCAGGGCCCGCCAGAAGCACGAGGACGCCAAGCAGUACAAGCGCGCGGUGAUCGAAGACUGCAGUAAAGUCCAGGAGAAGAGGGGGGCCGUCUACGAGCGAAUAACCGCGACCAACCAGGAGAUCCAGAAGGUCCGCUCCGCCAUCCAGCAGCUGAGGGAGACGGCCGAGAGGGAGAAGCUGAGGUCCCAGGAGAUCUUUCUGGCCUUGAGGGGGGCCCUGGAGAAGUACCACGAGGGCGUCGAGAGGGCAGCGCAGGAGGGCCGCGCGGAGCUGGACGAGCGGGCCGCCGAGCUGCAGAGGAGGCUGUCCAGGCUGCCGGCCUGACGGGCGCGCGAGGGCCGUCCUGUCAGGACUGGGGCCAGCGGGGGCGGGGGGAGUGGACAGUGCCGAGGAGGCUGUUUUCGGGUGGCCCCCGGGUGGUGGCACCCCCAGGUGGUGGCGCCCCCUGGUGGUGGCCUGUGGGGCGGUGUGUCUGGUGCAGACCCUGUGGUGUCACAAUAAAGUCUUGCAGCUGCCUGC